ACUCAGAAGCACCAUACAUCUUACAUCUUGAUUCUUAGAGUACAUUGACCGGUGUCAUUCAACAUGGGUAAGAAACGUGUCCUGAUCAGCUACGGUGUCGACGUUGAUGCUGUGGCCGGUUGGCUGGGUUCAUACCAUGGAGAGGACUCCGUUAACGACAUCAGUCGAGGUAUCUUUGCUGGCACUGUGGGCACACAGCGACUGUUGGCCAUGUUCAAGAAGCACGAUAUUAAAACUACAUGGUUCAUCCCCGGUCACUCAUUGGAAUCGUUCCCGGAAGACAUGGCUGCUGUUCGAGACGCCGGCCAUGAAAUCGGCCUACACGGAUAUUCCCACGAAAACCCAUCAGACAUGACUGAGGAGCAGCAAAAGAUUGUCCUCGACAAGACCUUUCGUCUCUUGACCGAAUUCUGCGGUAAACCACCUAAAGGGAGUGUCGCGCCUUGGUGGGAAACCAGUGCAGAAGGUGCUCGGUUGCUUCUCGAUUAUGGCAUAGAGUAUGAUCACAGCCUUUCACAUCACGACUGCCAGGCGUAUUGGCUACGCACAGGUGAUACCUGGACCAAAAUUGACUACAGCAAGCAUCCAGAUCACUGGAUGAAGCCCCUGGUGAAAGGCAAAGAAACAGGCCUGGUUGAGAUCCCUGGAAACUGGUACAUUGAUGACCUACCACCCAUGAUGUUCAUCAAAAAAGCUCCAAACAGUCAUGGAUUCGUCAAUCCGCGCGACGUCGAAGACAUCUGGAGGGACCACUUCGACUACAUGUACCGAGAAUACGACGAGUUCAUCUUCCCCAUCUCCAUCCAUCCAGAUGUUUCAGGGCGACCGCAUGUAAUUCUCAUGCACGAGAGACUUAUUGAACAUUUCAAAAAGCACGAGGGUGUCGAAUUUGUGCCCAUGGUGGAGAUGUCCAAUGCGUUCAAGGCAAAGAACCAAUACCCUGCUGGGGCGUACCUUCCACAAGACCCAACGGAGGUCUUGAAACGAGAACCACUUUCAAAGUGAUUGGAAUAUCCAUUUGACGGAGUCUCGAAGACAUCUAAGAGAGUAGAUUUGCCGCGGCCUCGGUGAACGAUGCCACGCAUGGCAGGAUAUUUGGACCUGACGUAGAAAUUGUUCAAGACUACUUUGAUACUUUGUCUAACUUUGCAAAUUUACGGACUUGUG
Messenger RNA from Exophiala xenobiotica, 1167 nucleotides. RefSeq lists its product as uncharacterized. Lineage: Eukaryota; Fungi; Ascomycota; Eurotiomycetes; Chaetothyriales; Herpotrichiellaceae. The coding region runs from base 64 to 1005 and encodes 313 amino acids. The record is from RefSeq and is a predicted model, not a curated record. Gene Ontology annotation, biological process: carbohydrate metabolic process. Gene Ontology annotation, molecular function: hydrolase activity, acting on carbon-nitrogen (but not peptide) bonds. The transcript is spliced from 4 exons.